Molecule: messenger RNA, 1761 nt
Organism: Xiphophorus maculatus (southern platyfish)
Lineage: Eukaryota; Metazoa; Chordata; Actinopteri; Cyprinodontiformes; Poeciliidae
Gene: rfc3
Product: replication factor C subunit 3
Exons: 9
Coding region: 110-1180 (356 amino acids)
Biological process (GO): DNA repair; DNA-templated DNA replication
Cellular component (GO): DNA replication factor C complex; nucleus
Molecular function (GO): DNA clamp loader activity; DNA binding; ATP hydrolysis activity
Source: RefSeq, a predicted model, not a curated record
GUGAGGCAGCGCGGUUGAUUACGUUUAAGAAAACAUUUCGCGGGAGAUUAGCUGCAGACGGGUUGCCUGUAAACAGUGACGAUAAAAUUUACACUAAAGUCUUCACACAAUGAGUUUGUGGCUGGAUAAAUAUCGACCGACGUCUCUUGGGAAACUUGACUAUCACAAAGAACAAGCGACUCAACUGAAAAACCUGGUUCAGUGCGGCGACUUUCCUCACUUGUUGGUGUACGGACCAUCAGGAGCGGGGAAAAAAACCCGCAUCAUGUGUUUGCUGAAAGAACUGUAUGGACCAGGGGUGGAGAAGCUUCGCAUAGAGCAUCAAACUAUUGUGGCUCCAUCAAAAAAGAAAAUUGAGAUCAACAUAAUAGCCAGCAACUAUCACUUAGAGGUUAACCCAAGUGAUGCAGGAAACCAGGAUCGUGUGGUGAUCCAGGAGCUGAUUAAAACUGUGGCCCAGUCCCAGCAAAUCCAGUCCAGCACUCAGAGAGAGUUCAAAGUGGUGCUGCUUACAGAGGUGGACAGACUUACUAAGGAUGCUCAGCAUGCCUUGCGACGCACAAUGGAGAAGUAUAUGACUACCUGUCGUCUCAUUCUCUGCUCGACAUCCACCUCGAAGGUCAUCGGGCCGAUCCAGAGCCGAUGUCUGGCUGUCAGAGUUCCUCUGCCGAGCACAGAAGAGGUGUGCAGUGUUCUGACGUCGGUCUGUAAAAAGGAAGGUCUGCUGCUGCCGCCUGAGCUGGCCAAGCAGAUCAGCGAAAAGUCGGGUCGCAACCUCCGCAGAGCUCUUCUGAUGUGUGAGGCGUGCAGAGUGCAGCAGUAUCCAUUCUCAGCAGAUCAGGAUGUGCCAGAGCCGGACUGGGAGGUCUACCUGAGAGAAACUGCUAAUGCCAUCGUCAGCCAGCAGAGUCCUCAGAGGUUGUUGGAGGUUCGAGCCAGGCUGUACGAGCUGCUAACGCACUGCAUCCCUCCUGAUAUCAUCAUAAAGGGUUUAGUGGAAGAACUACUGAAUAACUGCGACGGGCAGCUAAAGACGGAGGUGGCCCACCUGGCUGCUUACUAUGAGCACCGACUCCAACUGGGCAGCAAAGCCAUCUACCACCUGGAGGCGUUUAUUGCAAAGUUCAUGGCCAUGUACAAGAAGUUUAUGGAAGACGGCCUGGACGCCAUGAUGUUUUGAGUUGCAGAGUUUUUGUGCCAUAAUUUGGAACCGUUUAUAGCAGUUUGGGUUUAUGUAAUUAUCGGUAAAUUCAUCAGCAUUGCACACAGACUAUAAACCAUUGAGCUUAUAAAAAUGGAAAACACAAGAUGGACCUGGGAAGGCAGGGAAUGUAUUAUAAUGUUCAGAGAGGUUACAAUAAAUCACCUUGUUAGCAACAUGUAAAGUCUGCAUCUUCGUGUUACAAGUACCACUUAUUGUUUAACUUGACACUGAAGUUCAGCCGCAGUUAGUUUAAUAAAUUAGAACUUAAUUUAUUCACAAAUUGUGCUUACUCAUAGCAUGUAUUACAACGGUAUCUAUAGGUCUUUGAGACACUGCUUAAAUAACUAAUAAAUUACAAUUUAAGAUAAAUAUGUCAGCACCAAAAGUCUAACAAAUAGGCAUGGGCCAAGUACCUAUAUCAAGGUGUCUCAUUGCUUAGAAAAUGACCAGUUAUGUGAAACUGAAGGAGCGCUACACAAUCACCCAUAUGUUAGGAGGAAAAUGUUUUAAAAUUACAGUUUAUGAGCAAAGACUUACUAUUGCUAAAAAAAAAAAAA